AUGGAAAAAGAUCGAAGAUCUAAAGUGGAAGAAGAAUACGAGAAGGACAUGCUAGCCUUUACAGGCUGCACACACAACCUCACCUCAAAGGAGGCUGUGGAACUUCGUAAACUGAGGUACAAAACCAAACACUGGAAGGAGAAAAGGAUCAACAGCCAAGAGCGGCGGCUCCUGGGCGGUUGUCCAAUGACACCAAGGGAGGCAGCGCUCUUCCUAGAGGCAAUCGGGUACCCUCAGGCAACCAAAAUCUAUAUAGUCGCAGGGGAGAUUUAUGGAGAAAACGGGCUCAAUGCACUGCUUAAAAAGUAUCCAAAUGUAUACUCUCAUACCACAUUGGCAACAGGAGAAGAACUGGGACAUUUGGAGCACCAACACAAUCAGCUUGCUGCCUUGGACUAUGUUGUAGCACUUGAGAGCAAUGUUUUUGUUUAUACCUAUGAUGGGAACAUGGCUAAGGCGGUUCGUGGUCAUCGGACAUUCGAAGGGUUUCGGAAAACCAUUGAUCCUGACAAACAAAAUUUUGUAAGGCUGGUGGAUGAAAUGGAUGAGGGAAAAUUAUCAUGGGACGAAUUCUCGUUAGAGGUAAAGAGCAUACAUGAACAUAGGAUUGGAGCACCACAUACAAGACAAGUUGGAGAUUCUCCAAAACUCGAGGAGAGCUUUUAUGCAAAUCCUUUCCCUGGUUGCAUCUGUGAGAAAUCUGAAGAUCAAACAGUUGCAAGAAAGUCAGGAUACUAUUGAGCAAAAAAAAGACAAAAACCUUUCCAUUUGUGGAAGCUGGACAAUUAUAUUGAAAGGUGGCUCUCCUGCUCUGAAUUAUGUAGCACCCACUGCCCCUCCAGCAGAUUGAAGAAGCAGAAAUAUGCUGAACUCAAAGCAAGAUGAGACAGUUCCU
Molecule: messenger RNA, 895 nt
Organism: Ilex paraguariensis (yerba mate)
Lineage: Eukaryota; Viridiplantae; Streptophyta; Magnoliopsida; Aquifoliales; Aquifoliaceae
Source: the annotation of a GenBank genome assembly